AUGCGGCAGGAGGCUGGCUACGUCGCCGAGCCCGGACGCAAAGAAGCAGUGCCUUCACAGAGCGAGCGGCCUGUGUCGAAGUCACUGCAUCGGUACCAGCUCACUCCCAGCGACUUGCUCGCUGGCACUGCUCAAGUCACAGACUCCGGCGAGGGCUCGGCCUCCUCUGUUUGGGACGUGCAAAGCACCGAGGAUGCGGCGGCGCUUUUGGCAGGUUGUCCGCUUGAUCUGGUAAUCGCUUGCAGCUUCCAGAGAGCCUACGCUCCGCACUACUUGGCCCAGCAGGAGGCGGUCCGAAAACUGGCCGAGGCACAACCGGCUGGAAUGGCUUUUGCAUGUGUGGACCUGAGCUGCAAGGAUGUCGCCGCAUGGGCAGGCGUGCGAGAGCCAGAAGUUCGGCUACUUCAGCCGGACGGCUCCGUGAUGACACGGCUGAGCCCACAGGAAGUCAAGGCGGGUGCUUUGCAUAAGUUUGCACUGGACAAAGCGAAGAGCUUGGCCAAAUCGGCGGAGCAGAAGCUGGAUGCCUUGUCUGAGCGAUUUCCGAACGCUUUACGUAGCGAACUUGACAUCUGCCUUCCCCGUGACAGCCCGGAGAAGAUGCACCAAAACGCAGUGGACACUGUACAAAAGAUGUAUGGCUGCGAAAGCCCGGAAGCAGAGAUGGUGGACACUUUAUGUCGGACUUGCCAGAAGGGCUCUGCACCCAGGCCGCGUCUCAUAGCUGGCCUGGCUAAGAUUAUCCGUGCCUCUGACGCUAAGUCGAGCGUACCAUUUCUGGAUUUGGGUCGUCGUUUGGCUGGGCUGAAGCUCUGUGGAGGCGCAGAGCCGGGGGCCCAAGAGGCUUUAGAACUCCUCUUGGACUCCAGCCUCUGCAAGGUCGACAGCACAGGGCCAGGACCAGGACCUUGCAUGAUGCUGACACUGCAGCUCCUGGCCAAUUGCUUUCACCAAGCGUCACUGGCAGAGGCUUUGCUUCCAGUCGUUGCACAGUUCGUGCAGGCACCUGCUUGGCCAGUCUUGUGGUCCGAAGCACCAGGCACCAGCCAAAGCCACCUAGACAAGGCAAGGGAUGCUGCCGCCGUCAUGCUUCUGAAUGCAUCAGUCGUGCUGAGACAAGCGCGGCUUCGAGCGACACAUGCCCCUUUGCUAGAGCAUUCCGUUCUUGCGUUGAAGCGCUGUCCAAGUGACCAGAGACUGAAUUGGACAGUCGCCAACCUACUGGCGAUGGGUGGAGCGGCGGACGAAGCCAAGUCUGUUUUGCAGGCACAGCCCAUGACGCCCCUGCGGCUGCUCGCAGCAGCAGUCUUCAAUGACCAGCUGAGUGGGCCAGACAGCGUGGCCUUCCCAGCAGCAUGGCACCCUCCUACUACUUCCACAGCGACGGCACCUACGAAUGACCAGAGGAGGCGUCCGGGUGGAGCCAUUCCAGCUCGGCACCGUCGAAAUCGCGGUGGAGGCUGA
Molecule: messenger RNA, 1464 nt
Organism: Symbiodinium sp. CCMP2592
Lineage: Eukaryota; Dinophyceae; Suessiales; Symbiodiniaceae
Source: the annotation of a GenBank genome assembly